Molecule: messenger RNA, 1946 nt
Organism: Exaiptasia diaphana
Lineage: Eukaryota; Metazoa; Cnidaria; Anthozoa; Actiniaria; Aiptasiidae
Product: zinc transporter 9-like
Exons: 18
Coding region: 129-1886 (585 amino acids)
Biological process (GO): zinc ion transport; transmembrane transport
Cellular component (GO): membrane
Molecular function (GO): monoatomic cation transmembrane transporter activity
Source: RefSeq, a predicted model, not a curated record
GGCCGGGCUACACAGCCUAACGUCAACAGAAGCAAAAUGGCGGACGAGAAUCGGUGAAUUUUGCAUGUUUUUGAACAUUACAACCUUCCCUACAGUGAUCCAGUGAUUUUUGAGUUAUGCCUUGAGAUAUGAGGAAAGCCAAUGGAUUAGCAGUUCUUUGUAGAUCAUAUUCAACGAUUUAUUCGAGGACAUCGCAAGUUUCUUUUGGAUUGCAUCAGUCAUGUUUGCCCACACUCCAACCACAGCAUGUUAUAAAGAGAAAUUUAGCGUCUUGUAAAGAGUGUUUCAGAAAACAACAUUUAAGCUCAUAUGCUUUUGGUAAAYGCAAGAAAAAUACCAUUCAWGUUGCAAGUAGAAACCUUUCAUCUGGAUCAAAUGAUGGUAAAAAGGAACCUCCUGGAGACAAGACUUCAUCAAAAGUUUCCCUUGAUAAACUUGCAAUCGGAAAUAUUUAUGAGAGUCCAUCGUGGAAGUUUUACAAGAAAAAUGCACCAGAGAUAGACUAUUCCAAGAAACAUCACCAUAACACAUUUAUCUCUGAUACAAGAGCCAUGAGUGAUUAUCUUCUCAAACCAAGUGAUUUAGAAGGAUUGAGGACAAAAGCUUUACGCAGUGCAUAUACAAAAACCCAAGAUUCACCAGAUAAAUAUUACCUCAAAUCAGACGUUGAAAAGAAGGCGUACCAAGUGUGGGGAAGUGCAGAAGGACUUGCUAAAGAAAUAUGGAAUAGAAGAAAGGCCCUAGAAGAAGAUGAAAGAUUUAGAAAAGGUUUGGCAGCACUAAUAGGCCAUUUAAAGAAAUCAGUUAAAGACCAUUCCAAGAAAAGCCAUGAUCAUAUGGUUUUCGGAGGAAGAAUCGAUAGAGAGACAAUGCUGAGAGGUUCAGCUCGAGUGGUUGGGUAUGCUAUGCUUAGCAACACGGCGGUCAUGAUGUUCAAGUUUGGUGCUUACCUUUACACAGGAUCAGCUACCAUGCUGUCUGAAUCGAUUCACUCAUUGGCUGAUCUUUUGAACCAGUGUUUGUUAGCUGUUGGUAUCAGAGAGUCCAUAAAGAAACCGUCUUCUGAUCACCCUUAUGGUUUUUCCCGUGCAAGAUAUGUGUAUUCACUUAUAAGUGGUGUAGGGAUCUUCUUCCUUGGUGCCGGUGUAUCUGUAUACCAUGGAGUAUCUACCCUUAUGGUUCCGUCACCUUUAGAGAACCUACUUGUGGCUUAUGCUAUCCUCGGUGGGUCGUUUAUCAUGGAAGGAGCAACAUUACUUGUAGCUGUCAAUCAAAUUAAAAUAAGCGCCAGAGAAAGUGGUGUCUCAUUCAAGGAAUACUUGGUUCGUGGACGUGAUCCAACCUCGGUUGCUGUCUUGAUGGAAGACGGUGCUGCUGUAACCGGCGUUACAUUGGGUGCCCUGUGCCUUGGUCUGACGUCAUACACAGGAAGCCCAGUUUUUGAUGCCAUUGGCUCAUUAAUGAUUGGAGGUCUUCUCGGGACUGUAGCGUUUUUUCUUAUAAGUCGUAAUGCAGACUUUUUAAUUGGAAGGUCGAUGCCACCAGGAAGAUUAACUCAAAUUAUCGAGGUUUUAGAAAGUGAUAUUGUAGUAAGAUCAAUACAUGAUGUGAAAGCUACUGAAAUGGGUGCUGAUACAGUCCGUUUUAAAGCUGAAGUCAACUUUGAUGGACGUGAAAUUAGUCGAUGUCAUUUGAACAGAGUUGAUUUAGAACAAAUGCUUGCGGAGGUUCAAAAGCUUACAACAGUGACUGAACUAGAACAAUUUAUGCUAGAAUAUGGAGAACAAAUUAUUGAUGUACUUGGACAACAGGUGGAUCGUAUUGAAAAGAACAUCAAGAAAAAGAAUCCCGAAGUCCGUCAUGUCGAUUUGGAGAUUUUAURAUAAAUAAUGRAUGAUUGUAAUUAUGUUGAAAUAUUUAAAAUUAAAGAAUUAUCGUUCGUGUAA